Messenger RNA from Papaver somniferum (opium poppy), 3135 nucleotides. RefSeq names its product internal alternative NAD(P)H-ubiquinone oxidoreductase A2, mitochondrial-like. The transcript is spliced from 9 exons. The coding region runs from base 586 to 1794 and encodes 402 amino acids. The record is from RefSeq and is a predicted model, not a curated record. Gene Ontology annotation, molecular function: NADH dehydrogenase activity. NCBI's taxonomy places the organism in Eukaryota, Viridiplantae, Streptophyta, Magnoliopsida, Ranunculales, Papaveraceae.
GAGAAUUAAUGAGAAAGGCACCAAGAUUAUUAUCAAUGUAGUCUUUUAAUAUUUCGCGUUUAUGCUCUCCUCUCUCUUUCUCGAUCCUUAACACUUGCACAUCAAGUCAGAUCUGAAUAAAUUGUAGGAUCCUCUUCAGCUUCAUUUUAACAAGUUACCAUGUUUGAAUCUCAUUAAACUCAAUUAUGAGUCGGUCAAAGUAUUAAGAAUAUCAAAUAUCAAGAAGCUCUUCAAAUUCAUCUCAUUUGUUUUCAGCUGGGUUUUUGUUUGUUUGCCCGUGCAGGUGCUUGUAUCAGUGUGAGUGAGAGGAAUUGGCGAUUCUCAUUUGUGCACAUAACAGGAAUUAGGAUACAAAUUCCUUUGCUAAGUGAUUUAGCUCAUAAAUUGCAAUUAGCCACACGCAAAUGAAUAUAUGUCAGUAGCGGACAACAACCCCGUGUAAGAGCGCUAUAAUUCAAGGCUAGUGAUUUUAGAUUCUUAAAUAAUCCCCUUUUUGCACCAAUUAGAAGAACUUGGAAGAUCAUUGAUUGGCCUCGUGAAAACGUUACCAUUCAACAAACAAAAGUCUGUAAUGGGGAGUCCAAAAUGAGGAGCGUUGCAUUUAGUCUUUGUAUUCAUCGUCCUCUUACCAUUAUCUGUGUCUGUGUCUGUCCUGUCAGGGUUUCUUUUAAUUCCUCAGUGACAGCCGGUGAUAAACAGCAAAGGGUUUUGCUUGUGUCGUUUGUCAUGGCGAUGUCAAGAUUUGGGAGGAGUAAUUUGAAACAGUCAGGAAAAGCCAUUCGCAGUUUCAUGACUGAGAGAACUACGCCGCUUACUGAAGUAGGAGGAUCAGCACUGUUAUCUCCAUCAUCUUUACAGGCCCUUACACCAUGCAGCAACAACACAAAAACUGUUUCCAGUAUCGGACAAAUGAAUCAGAUGAGUUAUGGGUUAAGGGGAAUAAAUACAACUCCACAGCACAAGUUCCAGCAGUCAGCAGAAAGAAUUGAGGAAGAUUCUGAGUCGGAGUCUGACGAUAGGAGAUUACCUGGUUUGGAAGCAACUAAACCAGGUGAAAAGCCUAGAGUUGUUGUUCUAGGAACUGGAUGGGCCAGCUGUAGAUUUCUCAAAGGAAUCGAUACAAGCAUUUACGAUGUUGUUUGUAUAUCUCCAAGGAAUCAUAUGGUGUUUACACCUUUACUUGCUUCAACUUGUGUUGGGACAUUAGAAUUUCGUUCCGUGGCUGAACCAAUUAGUCGUAUACAAUCAGCCUUGUCUACAGCUCCCAACUCUCACUUUUACCUGGCUAACUGUUUGAGAAUUGACUCAGACAGUCAUGAAGUGUACUCUGAGACUGUCAGCAAUCGAGGACUACCUAAUGAGCAUGGACUGCCCAAGGAGCCUUACAGAUUCAAGGUUGCAUACGAUAAGCUCGUCAUUGCUGCAGGAGCCGAACCUUUGACAUUUAACAUCAAAGGAGUGAAAGAGCAUGCAUUUUUCCUCCGUGAAGUGAAUAACGCACAAGAAAUUAGGAAGAGGCUUCUUUUAAACCUGAUGAAGGCUGACAAUCCAGGCCUUCCGGUGGAAGAAAGGAAACGGUUACUACAUUGCGUAGUGGUAGGAGGUGGCCCUACCGGGGUGGAGUUUAGUGGCGAACUGAGUGAUUUUAUCAUUAAGGAUGUUCAUGAGCAAUAUUCUCACGUUAAGGAUGACAUUCAUGUCACCCUCAUAGAGGCAAAUGAGAUUUUGUCUUCGUUUGAUGUGGGACUAAGAGCGACUGCAAUGGUACGACUAUACUCAAAGAUUAAAGACUAAAAAAAAAGACUAAAUAUGAGUUUAAUUUGUAUUGUGACGUUAUGGGGAGAAGACCAAAUUUGGUCGCGCGUAAAACAGUUUUACGCAUGAAGACGGGCGGAAGUAUUAGUUACGUUUCAUUUCUGGGCGGAAUUAUAAAUUACGUUUCAAACGGGCGUAAAUAUAAAUCACGUUUGUUAUCAAGCGUAAAUAAAAAUUACGUUUGGCAAGGGGCGGAAUCUUAAAUUCCGCCCGUUGAUCAGACGGAUUCCAAAUGACCGCUCGAAGAAACGUAAAUCUAAAUUCCGUCCGAGUUAAACACGGUCACACAGCACGUGUGAGAUCAGACGGGCGGAAUUUUUGUGUCCGCGUGAUGAGUUGUACGGACGUACUUCUUCUGUCCGCGUGAUGAAUUUGUCAGGCGUAAAAAAUUAUUACGCCUGAGACGGGCGUAACCAAAAUUUCCGUUUCAUUAGGGUUUAGGGUUAUGGCGUACUCUCCUGUCCGUCCGAUCAAAUCGGGCGUAAUCUUAAUGAACCGCACCUUCCACCAAUACUGCCUCUCCUUCCCAACCACAACCCAUCUCUUCUACACGAGGCUUCUUCUUCUCAGUUCAUUUUCUUCCACAGUUCAUAUUCUUACACAGUUCAUAUUCUUGUUUGCUUCACGGCUCCUCUUCAGUUCAUAUUCUUCUUCUCCAUUCCCAUCUACCAACCGUACAGAUACCCUAAAAACUCCACAAAAACCCUAAAACUCCAUUAUAAGUGUGGUGUUCGCCUUAUGAGAGGCAUAGUCAAAGAGGUACAUGAAAAGAAAAUAGUUCUCAAUGAUGGGACUGAUGUGCCUUAUGGUAGAGCAACUGCAGUGGACGACUAAACCCAAAUAUUUGGUCCUUUGGACAGACGUAGUGGGACGUACUAUCGAUCAAAUUUUGAUCAACGACUAAAGCCCAGACUAAAUUUGGUCGCCGACCAAGACCAAACCCAAAUAUAGUGGAGCGUUGAUAUAAUCUCCGUUUCACAACGGGCGUUGAUAUAAUCUCCGCUUCUCAACGCGCGUUCGUAAAGAAUUCGUCCAACGAACAGGCGGGUAUACAAACUUCGCCUGUAUGGGACGUUGAUUAAAUGUACGCCUGAUGGGGCGUUUGUGAAGUUAACGCCUGACUCCAGGCGUUGAUAAAGUUAACGCCUUAAUGGGGCGUUGAUAAAAUGUACGCCUGAUUCCAGGCUUUGAUAAAGUGUACGCCCCAUGAAUGAUUGAACUUGUACAGAAUUCAAAUUUGAAGUGUGAAAAUAUUGGGGAAGAGCAAAUAUUUUGCAUCUUAUGCUUCCACGAAACUAAAUGUUUUCAUUUUGGUUUCUA